Messenger RNA from Monopterus albus (swamp eel), 3176 nucleotides. It is a transcript of the gene tlnrd1, whose product is annotated as talin rod domain containing 1. Gene Ontology annotation, molecular function: actin binding. Bases 1698 to 2762 code for a protein of 354 amino acids. The record is from RefSeq and is a predicted model, not a curated record. The transcript has a single exon. NCBI's taxonomy places the organism in Eukaryota, Metazoa, Chordata, Actinopteri, Synbranchiformes, Synbranchidae.
UUCCGCUUUUACUUUGAAUACACACGCUUCCGGUGUCAUUGUAGUUGCCCAGUGUGGGUAACUUGACGCAGCAGGGAUGUCUCAACUGCAAGUCCUAAAGUAAAAGCAAUCAUGAAACUCCUCGGAGCUCUUUAGCUACCGUGUAACUAGCAUCUUCUCGGGCGACCCGUUAAUGUAACACUAGGACCAGUUCACGCACAUGGCGGAAAGUUAAGUUGAAGCGAAAGGCUACUGGUGUUGUUUUGUUGCUACAACUUUGCUCAGCCCAGCAGCCGUUCAGCCGCGACCACACCCUCCCUGCUUCCUCAUACUGCAGCGGGAGCGCGCAGCUAGACUUUGAAUCUCUGGGAAUAACGGCCACUUCUUCCAGAUACGUUUUUGGUGUCGUGGCCGUGGAACCUGCCAAAAGAAGUGAAUUAAAUGUCCAGAGACCACAGACUAGUAUGGAUGUGAGAAGGGACUGCCGGCAGAGGAUAUGCGGGGCUAUAUACUCUCUGGUUCCGAGUUAAGACGCGGAGGAGGAGGUGGCGGGCGGAUAGACAGACGAUGCAUAUGGAGUCGAAGCGACCGGAGCAACUGCUAGCUUCUAACCCAGGGCUCUGCUUGAAAAAGAAGAGGUUGAAAGUGGAUUGAGGGGGUUGUGCUUUUAAACAGUCGCCCUUUCGGUGGAUCUUACUCGUGCGGACUCAUGAAGCGAUGGUGCUGGAGGGGGAACACAAGUCUUCCCGCUGUUCAGAAGAGCUGCCCGGGUGGUGCCCCGUUCGCACCCAGCAUGAGUACGUCAGGCCGGUCAAAGUCUUUGGGAACAAGUCGGACAGGAUCUCUGUGUUUUAUCAGGCUACUGGCUCAGAUGCGAGUGGACACAAAAUGAUAACAUUAGCCUACUAAUUAUAGUGAAAACGACUCAAAAAGCAUUUGCUAAAUGUUCAGGCAAUGUUUUCUUGGCUGCAGCCAUAAAGAGACACCAAGGAAAGCUAUUAAACAAUUCAAAAAUAGCACAGAGGCAGUUCAGCAGAUGUAAUUACAAUUGGGAAUGUGUUCUUGUUUCAAAAGACACUUAGCAUUUGACAUUAUUUUCAUAAUCUGCACUUUGUCUUUAGAAGGCAUUUUGGUGGCACUGCAGUUUGUGUGUGAUUUAACUUUUAAUUUAAAAACCUACUGUAGUCCCCAAAAACCUGGGACUACAGUAGGUUGACUUUUGGAUUAUGUUUUUCAGGGCAUUUAAAUUAAUUUGUCAAUAUAAGAGUAUAUAGCUUAUUACACUGAUUACGCAGAAGUUGUGGGGAUUUUGAUCAUAUAAUAAAAUUGCUAAUAACCGAGGCAGAACAAUCUGGGAAUAUGCCAGAUCAGAGGCUAGGCUUUUAUUGCAAUAUUAGUGAUGGAGAUGUUAUUCAAACAUGAGUGAAUGCAGUAACUAAGUUUUGCUUCUCCACAUGUUUACAUUCAGAAUACUUGUCCUGUGUGUCAGCAUAUAAUAUACAGUUGAUUACCUGUUAUCUGAAGGAAUUUAAGGAAGACUGUUUGGCCAGUUGUUAUUUAAAGGAGUUUGUAAAAAGUAAUGAGCUGAAGCUUAUCUUGGAAAUGUCUUAAACAAUACAAUGCAGUGUGCAGCAGCAGUCAACUAUAAAUAACUGAAACCCCAAAGGGCAGUUUGACCCCCUCGCCCCACACCCCCUUUACAGACUCCCCUCCUUAUUAUGGCUAGUGGUGGUUCUGGCAAAUCAGCUAGCGAGGGAUCAACGAGCACACCCAGUGGCAGUUUGCAACAGAGGAAGCGUCUCUCCUCCAUCUGUGACACAUGUAAGGGCAAGAUGCAGCUGGUGGCUGAUCUCCUCCUGCUAUCCAGUGAGACAAGGCCGGUCAUGACCUCUGAAUGUGUGGCAGUGGCCGAGACCUUUGACCAGUGCCGCGACACAGUUAUCGCCAGGACUAAAGAACUCUCCAUUCUCACCCAUGACAUCCAGAGCCAGCUCAACAUGGGCCGCUUCACAGAGGUGGGGGACCGCCUCUUGGAGAUGGGUGACCUUGUGGUGUCUUUGACGGAGUGCUCAACUCACGCUGCUUACCUGGCGGCCAUGGAGACCCCUGGUUCUCAGCCUUGCCUGCCUGGUCUGGUGGACCGAUACAAGGUGACCCGCUGCCGACACGAGGUGGAGCAAAGCUGCAGUGUCCUUCGUGUCACACCCCUGCCAGACCUCACCCCCCAGCUUCUCCUGGAGCUCUCUCAGAACAUCUCAACUAACCUCAAGACUCUGACAGACAUCUCAUCGCUAGCCAGCGAGAGGUCCAGGGACCGCUUUGCAAAAGAGCAGUUCAAACUGAGUGUCAAGAGCAUGAGCACAAGCGGCACGGCCUUCCUGGCCUGUGUUAAAGAGGUGAAAACCCAGCCCAGUGAGCUGACUAGGAACCGUUGUGUCCUCUUCAGUGCUGCUCUGGUCCAGGCUGUCAGCGCCCUUGUUGGAUUCGCCACAGAGCCUCAAUUUCUGGGCAGAGCGGCAAGUAUCUCCACCGAAGGGAAAGGGGUACAGACUGCAGUUUUAGGGGGGGCCAUGAGUGUGGUUUCAGCCUGUGUCCUCCUCACUCAGGGCCUCAGAGAUGUUGCCCAGCAUCCCGAGAGCAGCUCCAAAAUGGCAGACUACCGGGAGCGUCUGCGUAACUCGGCUUGUGCUGUGUCAGACGGCUGCACUCUGCUCACUCAGGCACUCAGAGAACGCUCCUCUCCGAGGACUCUACCCCCAGUCAACUCUCAUUCUGUGAAUUAGUUUAGGAAGAGGCAACAUGAUUUCCAGUCCCCUCUGUCCUCUUCUGAUAUACCAAAGAGACUCACUUGGGUUAUCCCUGUUCAUAAGGUCAGAGUAACAUCAGAAGAAGGCUGUCUGUGGGCAUGCCCCUGUGUUUGAAGUGUGUUAGGAUGCAGAGGAGCACUAAAACAACUGCUGCAGGGUUUUGUGUCACGCUGGAUGUGACUUGUACCUUGUCAGAUAUGGACCAUUUGAGUGCUCUGAGCUCGAGCCAGGCUCAGCUGACUACCAGCUCUCACUAACAGACAGCCUUCAAACCUGAAAAGUUUACCUCAGUUUUCAGCACCGGUGAAAACACCAGCCUUCAUGAUGGAUGUAGCCUCAACAUGUGAACCUAUGGUUGGCCGAAUUCCUUGAUUACAUGUGCUUUGUGAG